UAUUACGCCUGUGUUCCGAGAUAAGCAGUGCUGCUGCUGGUUCCCCCCAUUAACUGAUAACAAGUGAUUAAAAGUCGGUGGUUUAUAGCUUUCUGAGUGUACUAUCGACGGGAUCUAUAUCACUAGCGAGUCUAAAAGAAUUCAUUUCAUUCAGUUGAGAUCUACCUGUUGGUAGAACAAGUUGCCACUUCCUGGCCCUGGUCUCUGAUUUUUUAGGAUCAAAAAUACCACGUUAAGAUAUCUUAGAAUGGCGCAACUGAAGGGAUUGGGGCGACUGCUGAUCGCUGUGACCUUUUUCACGGCCGGCUUCUUCAUCAAUAUUGCUCAGCUUUUGCUGAUCGUGCUGGUGAGACCCUUUGACAAGCGUCUCUCUCGGAGUAUUAUGUAUUAUCUCACCUACUCUUUUUAUUGCAUUCUGGUUUGUGUGGCUGAAUGGUAUGCUGGCAGCAAACUGAGGGUCUACAUCGAUCCCGAGGACGAACAGAAGUUCUUUGGCAAGGAGCACGGCCUGCUCCUGAUGAACCACACAUAUGAGAUUGAUUGGCUCACCGCCUGGAUGAUCACGGACAAACUGGGCAACCUGGGUGGCACCAAGGCCUAUGCUAAGAAGAUGCUUCGCUACGUUCCUAUCAUGGGAUGGGUCUGGUGGAUGGCCGAGUUCAUCUUCCUGGAUCGUAACUUCGAGAAAGACAAGAUUGUGAUCAAGAACCAGCUGAAGGAGGUCUUCUCCUAUCCGGAUCCUGUGUGGCUCCUUUUGAAUGCAGAGGGAACCCGCUUCACUCCUGCCAAGCAUGAGCUGUCCGUGAAGUUUGCUAAGGAACGCGGUCUGCCCGAGCUCAAGCAUCACUUGAUUCCGCGAACCAAGGGAUUCACCACCAGCCUGCCCACGAUGAGAGGCAUCUGUCCUGCCAUCUACGAUAUCAAUCUGGCCUUUAAGAGGGAUGCCGAGCCAAAGCCUACGAUGCUGUCCCAGUUGAAUGGUGAGCCCGUGGAGCCGUACAUGUACAUUCGCCGAGUGCCGCUGGAUCAGGUCCCUGAUGGCGAAAAGGAGGCCGCUGCCUGGAUGCAGGACUUUUUCGCGGAGAAGGACAAGAUCAUCGACAGUUUCCACGAAACCGGAAGCUUCUUCAAGGCUUCGGGCGUGAAAGCUGUUCCCGAAAAGAUCUAUAAGCCGCGUCUUAGCACGCUCCUCAACUUUAUUGGCUGGGCCAGUUUUGCCUCUCUGGGAAUUCUGAACUAUUUGGUCACCUCCUUGAUUGCGGGCAACUGGCUUGGAUUCUUCACCGUCGUAUUGAUCCUCGGAGGAUUUUAUGGUCUCAUGGAGCACGCCGUUAAUGCCUCGAAGAUCAGCAAAGCGUCUGCUUAUGGCACUGCUGCUAAGAAGUAGGUUCCUAGCAAAGGGUUUUUUUAAACUCGGUGACUCCUUUUUAAUGAGCUGGAUUACAUUUAAUCAUUACUCAAUUGCAUGACAAUAGGAAUAAAGUACAUUUGGUGGAAUGUAUGCACGAAUGAAAUGAAAGUAAAUUGAAUAAAAGUACUGAAAAUUAAA
Molecule: messenger RNA, 1549 nt
Organism: Drosophila serrata
Lineage: Eukaryota; Metazoa; Arthropoda; Insecta; Diptera; Drosophilidae
Gene: Agpat4
Product: 1-Acylglycerol-3-phosphate O-acyltransferase 4
Cellular component (GO): endomembrane system
Molecular function (GO): 1-acylglycerol-3-phosphate O-acyltransferase activity
Source: RefSeq, a predicted model, not a curated record